AUGGCUACCCCAAACGGGGACUUUGACGGCAAUGACUUUGCCAACAAUCUCUUCACUGAUCUGGCACCACUUCUUACAUUGUUUGGAGAUAUUGGUUGGGCCGACAGCGUGCUCCUGGCUAUGGGUCCACUUGGUAUUUUAAACAUCAUUGUCAGCGCUAUCCGCAUCGCUGGUGAUCAAGUACCGAUUUCGGACGCGUUAAUUGGAAAGUUGUAUACCUAA
Molecule: messenger RNA, 222 nt
Organism: Podospora bellae-mahoneyi
Lineage: Eukaryota; Fungi; Ascomycota; Sordariomycetes; Sordariales; Podosporaceae
Exons: 2
Coding region: 1-222 (73 amino acids)
Source: RefSeq, a predicted model, not a curated record